CAAGAUCGGAAAUGUGUAUUCAAUAAAUUAUAAGAAUCAUGUGUGAAAAUGAAACCAGUGAAACUAUUUACAUAUGGAAAGUGGGCGACAUCGCCAUAGCUUGGUUAUCCAAGAAAACUUACGCAAAAGUGACAGUAGUGAAGGACAAUCGUGGUCGAUUUCAUGGUGAUAAAGUUUUAGGCGUAACAGUGGCAAAGGAUGGCUUAUCUGAUAAAGUGAAGUGGAAGAAAGAGCUGUGCUACCAUGUUGAAACUUUCUGCACAAAACAGCGUCUUUGGAUACCUUGGACUUCGCUACGUCUCGCAGAGAGGUGCAGACCAUUCUACGGGCCUAACAGAGUAAUCAAACCGAAGGGUGUUGUUACUAAAACGAGCCCUGGGACUGUGAAGAAGGUCACAAAGGUAGAUCCCCUGCUACCGUUCAAUGUGAAACCAGACUACUACAAAACGCCAGACUUCAACGCCAAAUAUGACCAGUCACAUCAACCGCUCAAGCAGGGCAAACACGCGAACUCUUUUAGGGAGUUUGUGCGGAGGGGGAAGGAAGUGUUCUUUGACACAUAUUACAAGGUGUUGAUGAGAGAGCAAACAAUUGAUAGUCGAGAUACACUCGACUAUCUCCUGCAAGUGGACGCCAGUACGGAGGAUAAGUUCGACCUGGUCAUUAAGAAUAUAAUGACAGAGAGGGAGAUAGAAGAUUACUUACACCAGUGUUGGAGGUACAACUACGUGCAUAAACGUCUGCCGGUAAAUGCUGAAAAUGAGACAGGAGAGUAUACACCAGUUCGGAAAGUGUCUCCGAUAUCGUGGUGCCUCGUGUGCGGUAGUAGCGACGGCAGGCGCCGCGAGUGUCCGCGCUGCCCCGCCUCAUACCACCUCGCCUGCCGGAAGGAAUGGCUCGUCAAAAUCAUACAUCGAAAGAACCCUCCGAAGAAGCAGGUACAAGAAGAGGCUCCCACCAUCUCCAAGGUGUUAUCCAGCACACGGACCCUGACCUCCAGUACUGUGGUGCCAGCACCGCCGCGGGACCAGCUGCCCUGCCCGAGUUGCAUGUGGGGACCCAGGCCGGGGUACGAUGACGUGGUGUGGCACAAGCUUGGCGCGUGCGCGUGGUGGCCGGCGCGCGUGCUGGCGCCAGGCGACGCGCCCGCGCGCCUGCUGGCCGCGCAACACACCGCCAGGGACUACCCGCUGCGGUACUACGGUACGCUGAACCACUCCUGGGCUCGGAGCAGUCAGAUGGUAUUGUUUCUGCCCUCGCACGCGACUCGAACCGGCGACUGCGUAUUAACACAGGCCAUCAUGGACGCUGCCGACGACUAUAUAGCUGUCUACCUCACAUAA
Messenger RNA from Cydia amplana, 1343 nucleotides. RefSeq lists its product as uncharacterized. The record is from RefSeq and is a predicted model, not a curated record. Bases 39 to 1343 code for a protein of 434 amino acids. The transcript is spliced from 9 exons. NCBI's taxonomy places the organism in Eukaryota, Metazoa, Arthropoda, Insecta, Lepidoptera, Tortricidae.